Molecule: messenger RNA, 1921 nt
Organism: Colletotrichum destructivum
Lineage: Eukaryota; Fungi; Ascomycota; Sordariomycetes; Glomerellales; Glomerellaceae
Product: putative cytosolic iron-sulfur protein assembly protein, CIAO1/Cia1
Exons: 1
Coding region: 214-1548 (444 amino acids)
Biological process (GO): iron-sulfur cluster assembly
Cellular component (GO): cytosolic [4Fe-4S] assembly targeting complex
Molecular function (GO): protein binding
Source: RefSeq, a predicted model, not a curated record
CCACAUGCGGCGGACCUUCUCGAGCAACUUUCAACUCGAUAUUGACGGUCCUACAUCUCCAGAUCGGCCACCUCUCUUUUCCGACUGCUUCUUGCAAGAUCUGACCUGUCCCCUUCCGAUUGAUCCGAUCUGGGCGAAUCCUUUUUUUCGACCGAACACCAUAAUCGAAAUCCCCCCUUCCCCGCGCUCCCCAGGAACAACCCCGCCAUCGAAAUGCCUCCGUCGACAGAGGCGCCGUCUUCGGCGGUCCAAGUGCUCCCUCUCACGCCCUUCACACCCGACCUUUACGAGCGCGCGUGGUGUUCCAUACCCCAUCCGACACUCCCGCUCAUCGCGACCGCCUACUCCAAAUCGGUCAAGAUCUUUUCUCUGUCCACUCUCUCCUCCCACAGCACCCUGACCGGCGGCCACACGCGGUCCAUUCGCUCGGUCACCUGGAAGCCGAACCUUCCCCCCCAACAGCUGUGCCUCGUCACCGGCAGCUUCGACUCUACCGCUGGCCUUUGGCGUUGGGACGGUGAACUUCCGUUUGCGGGCGGCGACGACGUUUCCGCCCCGGAACCCCUCGAGAUCGACCUCAGCGGCGCGGCGAAGAGGCGUGCCACCGACGGCAGCGACGGCGAUACGGACUGGGAGUUUACGCUGGUUCUCGAGGGCCACGACUCGGAGAUCAAGGGCGUCUCCUUCGCCCCGUCGGGUGCGUACCUCGCCACUUGCAGUAGAGAUCAGACCGUCUGGAUAUGGGAGGACGUGGGCGCCACCGAGGGUGACGACGAGUGGGAGACAGUCGCCGUGCUGAACGAGCACAACGGUGACAUGAAGGGCAUCGCCUGGUGCCCGGACGUGCCUGGAAGGAACUCACGCCGACGGUACAGCGCCGACGUCCUCGCGAGCGCGAGCUACGACAACACGGUCCGCGUAUGGCGCGAGGACGGCGACGGCGAGUGGGUGUGUGUGGCGGUGCUUGAGGGCCAUGAGAGCACCGUCUGGGGCGUGCAGUGGGAGCAGAAGCCGAGGGAGGACGGCGGCUUCCCGCGACUGCUCAGUUACUCGGCAGACCAGACGAUACGGAUAUGGAGCCUGAAGGUUGAUGACGAGGAGGACGAAGGGCCUGGGGCAGCCUUCCGCGGCGGCCUGGGCGGCAUCCCCAACACGAUGCGAAGGUCGCUGCGCGAGGAGUGGGUGUGCACGGCUGUCCUGCCCAAGGUGCAUACGCGAGACAUCUACUCGGUGACGUGGAGCGCGACGUCCGGCAUGGUGGCCAGCACGGGAAGCGACAGCCUCAUUGCAGUAUAUCAGGAGGACGGCAAGACGAGCGUUACGGAAGCGGCUACCACGAGCGGAGAGAGCGCGACCGUGGCGACAGCGGGAUCAAGCACGUGGCGUGUCGUGGCGGAGGUGCCAACCGCCCACGGCCCGUACGAGAUCAACCACAUCACUUGGUGCAAGAGGUACGACGCAGGAUCUGAGAACAAGGGUGUUGAGGAGAUGCUGGUCACUACGGGAGACGAAGGACUGGUCAAGCCUUGGCAGGUGGUUGUGUCGUAGAGGAUGCAGUGGAGGGCUAGGGUGGUCGUAGCGGCCGAAAGUACAGGGAGUUGCGAAUAUCUCAUCCAGACAAGUCUUCACAGACCACCAAUAAGGUGUAAUUCACCUAGAGCGGUGGUUUCCACCUCAAGAGGAUAAAAGGUGGACAUCAACAUCACACAACACUUGAUCCCUUUGUCUUCCUAUUCAGGCAAACAGACUUGCCUUUGCCACCUUAGGAGCCUUACCCAAUCUUUCUUGAAGUCAACAGUGGUCAACACGUUACCUAUAGUGUCAUCACAUGCUAAAUCAUUACAGGGCUAUAAGUUCUCCUUGAUCUAGCCAGUUUGUGUGAUUGCAGUAGAUGUGUAUAGCGUGAUAUAACUUACAGGGC